AUGAUGAAUAACGGACGUUCUAAGUUUACUGUACGUUUUACACCAUUUACAACAUAUAAACGGUUUAAUAAUGAAACAGAUCAAUUAUUUCUUCAUUACGAAGAAGAAAAAGAAAGACAUACGUCUACUACUCAUGGUAUUACAGCACUUGAAGCAGCUUUGAAUGUUACUAAUGCAAUUCAAGGAAUGUUUCUGGUCAGUUUACCAUAUUCAGUUUAUCAUGGUGGAUAUUGGUCUUUACUUGCUUUGAUUGUCGUUGCUUGGAUAUGUACUUACACGGGACAAAUACUUAUUUCAUGUCUUUAUGAGCCAAGUCCAUCAACAGGAUUACUGAUGAAAGUACGACAUUCUUAUGUUGAUAUUGCUGAAACUGUUUGGGGAAAACGUUUUGGUGGACGAAUAUUAUUUAUCGCUCAAAAUAUUGAAUUAUUGAUGACUUGUAUUCUUUAUUUAGUUCUGUGCGGUGAAUUACUUGCAGGAAGUUUUCCACAAUUUCAAAUUCCUGUUCGAUAUUGGAUAUGUUUAUCUUGUUUAUUUACUCUUCCAUAUUCAUUUAUUCGAAGUCUUCGUCUUGUAUCACGUUUUAGUGCUGGUAAUGCUGUAGUUCAUUUAAUAAUAAAUAUGAUUAUAAUAAUAUAUUGUCUUACACAAGCAUCAAUGUGGGAUUGGUCUAAAAUUCAAUUACGUAUAAAUAUAGCUUCAUUUCCAACAUCAUUAGGUAUUAUUGUAUUUAGUUAUACAUCUCAAAUAUUUUUACCAACAUUAGAAGAUAAUAUGCGUUAUCCACAUCAAUUUAAUGCCAUGCUUGUAUUAUCUCAUGUUAUAGCUGCAGUAUUUAAAACAGGUUUUGCUUUAAUUGGUUUUUUAACAUGGCAAGAACAAACAUCUGAAGUAAUAACAAAUAAUUUACCAACACAACAAUUGCGUAUUGUUAUUAAUUUAACAUUAGCAAUAAAAGCACUUCUAUCAUAUCCAUUACCUUAUUUUGCUGCAUGUGAACUUAUUUUACCGAAAUUUUCUCUAUCUAAUGAAAUGACAACAUGGAAAACAAUUUUAGCCCGAAUUAUUCUUAUUUUAAGUACACUUAUUAUGGCAUUAUGUAUUCCACAUUUUGCUCAAUUAAUGGGUCUUAUAGGAAGUAUUACUGGAGUAUUUCUUUCUUUAGUAUGGCCUUGUUAUUUUUAUUUAUAUUUAAAAAAUUAUGCACUUUCAUGGACAACAAUAUUUGGAAAUUUAUCAAUUAUUAUUUUUGGUUUUAUGUGUACAAUAUCGGGUAUUAUUGAUUCAUCAAGAGAAUUAGCAAAAAAAUUUUGA
Rotaria sp. Silwood2 is the source of this 1314-nucleotide messenger RNA. The record is from the annotation of a GenBank genome assembly. Lineage: Eukaryota; Metazoa; Rotifera; Eurotatoria; Philodinida; Philodinidae.